AUGUCAACCGCCGACUCAACGCCCACCAUCCCCGUACCAUGGGACAAGCUCCUCCAAUGGGUUCAGCAAAAAAUUGCCCAUGAAAUACAAACAGGCCAACCCGUUGCCCUGAGCCGUUCCCAACUCCAAGCCGUCUCGCAAUUCGUGUCUUUCAACGAUGAACCCGACGUUAGUGACCACGACUAUGUGAAGCGAGUACAAUCUCUCCGUUUGAGCAAUCCCAUCUUUGCGGACCAAGAACCCGUCAGUAUCCCCGUCGACGGACACUUCCAGCCUCUUUGGCAGACGGUCUGCACUGUUGAGCGGCACGGAUCGUUUCCUCGUGCUGGAUAUGGGUUCUCCGUUGGACAACAGGCGCCGUUCUUUCAGUCGAAAAAGAACGCCAAACAAUUUGCUGCCAAGCAUGCCCUCCAUUAUCUCACACAACAAUCCGGUGCCGGCAAGAUGCACUUAGAUCGACCUUCGGUUUCGCCAUUACAGCUACCACGGCCGCAAUUUCAGCCUCCUCUAAAACAGCCCAUGAGUAAACAGACCAGCCUUUCACCUAGAGCAGUACCAGCACCCACACCGUCGCCGAGCAUCUCACAGACAUCCAUGUCCAGUUCCCGCUCGGCAAGCACAUCCAUUUUCGAGCAGAUAGCCAACCUUACGAGCCGCCUGGCCCUCGAUAACCCUACCUACAGAAUAGAGCCUGAUCCAGUGGGGGAGAAUAUGUUCCGCGGACAGCCUGUUUUCAAAAACGCCCUACGAGUACCCUCUGAUCUAGGCAUUGUGAGCGGCGUCGUUGGUCAGAGCCAAGCAAAGUUGAAGAUGGCGGAGAGUGUGCUCGCGUGGCUGAAGGGAGAAUUGCAACGGAGGCAGGAUACGUUUCAGAAUCUAUGGUCGGCUGCGAAUUCCCCGAAGACUGGCGGGGAGAGUACUCUGUGA
Molecule: messenger RNA, 927 nt
Organism: Pochonia chlamydosporia 170
Lineage: Eukaryota; Fungi; Ascomycota; Sordariomycetes; Hypocreales; Clavicipitaceae
Product: double-stranded RNA binding motif domain-containing protein
Exons: 3
Coding region: 1-927 (308 amino acids)
Source: RefSeq, a predicted model, not a curated record